Molecule: messenger RNA, 735 nt
Organism: Lachnellula hyalina
Lineage: Eukaryota; Fungi; Ascomycota; Leotiomycetes; Helotiales; Lachnaceae
Exons: 3
Coding region: 1-735 (244 amino acids)
Molecular function (GO): protein binding
Source: RefSeq, a predicted model, not a curated record
AUGGCAGCAAAUUCUUCGUAUAACCUCGGCCUGCUCAACGGAAAUCUCUGGCGUCAGUGGUCGGAUCCGAGUGGUCUUAUAUACUACCAAAAUGUCAACACUCAAGUGACAUCUUAUCAACUUCCUGCUGGCUGGGAAGACCAUGCAAACGACGUGUGGGCACUUGAUCCAACCAAAGCUUGGCCACAAUGGAACAAUCAACGAACUCGCCGUGCACGCUUGGACGACCCCAACCCUCCACCCCCUGCAACCUAUCUUGAUGACCCCCACGUCACAGCCCGAGUCUCUGUUCUUGAAAGGACGCCGCAGUCCCCCGAGCUUUUAUACAGGCGAGUGAUGUGUGGAAUUCUGCAAUGGGUCUUUAGAUCGAAUGAGGGAUUCUCCGUGCUGCAAGAAGGCAUGGCAGCCGACUUACACCCCGAUUUCACCGUUUUCAAGGUACUUCGGAGGCCUGGGGGCAGCUUGUACGAGUACGACUUCCUCGUAGGCGAGACGAAAGUCCCCGGAGAAGCUUGGGGCGCGUUUACGGACCAUCUACACACGGUGUGCGCUAACAAUAACAACGACUCGAAGAAUGUUUAUGGCUUGCUUCAAAUUGGGUUUGAGAUUCAGCUUUACAAGCAUGAAAAUCAGCGGUUCGAGGCCAUCAGCGAGCGGAUGCACUUGGUUAGAGACGUACAAAGUGUCAUUGCUUGGUUCCAGCAUGUCAAAGCGAGGCCAAUGCCAUUUUUGUGA